Messenger RNA from Diospyros lotus (date-plum), 1547 nucleotides. RefSeq lists its product as uncharacterized. Gene Ontology annotation, cellular component: endoplasmic reticulum. NCBI's taxonomy places the organism in Eukaryota, Viridiplantae, Streptophyta, Magnoliopsida, Ericales, Ebenaceae. The record is from RefSeq and is a predicted model, not a curated record. Gene Ontology annotation, molecular function: calcium ion binding. The transcript is spliced from 6 exons. The coding region runs from base 150 to 1202 and encodes 350 amino acids.
GUAGUUGGCAGUUGGUUUGAGUAGUAUAACCCCCGUUUUCAUUGCCACUGCCCUGUUUGCCUCUCCUUUCUAACUGUCAGCCGCGAUCUCUUCUCAUUCAUCAGAACUAGAAGCCAAAGCAAAAAGUGGUUUAAAUCCCACCGGAGAAAAUGUCAAAUGCGGCGGUCUACACCUCUUUAGCUGCCACUUUCGUCCUCCUCACUAUCUGCUUUCUCGCCAUCCAAACAGACAACCAUAGCGACUCCAAGCCUCGCAGACCCGGCCGUCGUUUGGGCUACAAAAUCCCGCCCCCAAUUUUCGACCCUCUCUUCGUAAAAAUCGAGAAAUUGUCCAAAGAGAAAGGCCUGGACAAUCAAAAGAACCGACUGUCCGACGAGCUCGACCAAGAAGACGUGGAUGAAUAUUUACGCCAAGGGGGGGAAAUCAACGUAACCCUAAGGUUGAUUCAUUUGUUUCCGUUGGUCGACGUUGCGCCGAAGGACGGAUAUGUGGAUUCGAACGAGCUUCAAGCUUGGAUUACGCAGCAAGCGAACGAUCGACUGACUUACAGGACGCAGAGAGAGUUGGAAUCGCAUGACAGGGAUGGAGAUGGGGCGAUUUCUUUGCGCGAAUAUCUGCAUAAUGUCCCUGAUGAAGAUCUGGAGAGAAAUGAGAUGGGGCAUGGAGAACCUGGAUGGUGGAGGGAGCAAUUCAGAAAUGCUGACACUGACAAGAAUGGGAUUCUCGACUUCUAUGAAUUUAAAAAUUUCCUGCAUCCAGAGGACAGCAAUGUUGAACAGAUUCAUAACUGGUUAUUGACAGAAAAAAUAAAGCCAAUUGACCAAGAUAAUGAUGAGAAACUCAACUUCGAAGAGUUCAAAAAUGGGGCUUACGACACCUACAAGAAUUAUGUUGAACUCGAACAUGGAGAAGAAACCGUCCCUAACCCAGAAGACAUGUUUGCCAAGCUUGAUCUGAACAAUGACAAAUUUCUGAAAAUAGAAGAGCUGAAACCCAUACUCCGAUACCUUAGCCCGGGAGAACUUUCCUAUGCUAAAUUCUACAUGAGUUAUUUGAUUCACCAGGCCGAUGAAAAUGGAGAUGGGAAACUAACUCUGGAUGAGAUGAUUAAGCAUGAAUACAUCUUCUACAACACAGUCUAUGAGGAUGGCGUCGAUAAUUAUGGUGAUGAUGACUACUAUGAUCAUCAUGAAGAACUUUGAAAGGAUGGAACCUGCAAAUUUUGGUUGUUGAUCAGCAGGCUCCUGUUACUGUUGAGGGCAAAAGUGAGGAGCAAAGAGAAUCUAAAAGCAGAAAGAAGAGGGGGCUAGCCUUUGAAAGUAGAUAUUUCCUUUGGAGUUAAAAGUGAAUAGUUAGCCUAAACAAGUGAUCUUUCUUCUUGAUUUAGAUGAUGGUAAUUACUAGCUCAAUUCAUUUUAGACCUUCAUUUAUUCAUUCUUUCAAUUUAUUAAGUAGAGAUUUUUUAUUGAGUUGACAAGUGAUCUUUCUUCUUGAUUUAGACAAUGGCAAUUACUAGCUCAAUGAUAAUUUUCUCCUCUUCUAUUUGA